Messenger RNA from Rangifer tarandus platyrhynchus (Svalbard reindeer), 2895 nucleotides. The record is from the annotation of a GenBank genome assembly. NCBI's taxonomy places the organism in Eukaryota, Metazoa, Chordata, Mammalia, Artiodactyla, Cervidae.
AUGCUUUUCAAGCUAUCGCCACUGUCCUGGGACUUGAAGCAGGGCCUCGUGGGAACUACCAAAGGCCAAAUCACCAAGCCUUUGGAAGAACAGGCGCUGCAGCGGAGCCAGACCUCAGGAAGACUGGAACCAGGACUCCAUGGAGAAUCCAAGGUUACCCCAGGACUUCGGCAUCAGAGUUCGCACAUCGUCACCUCUAUGAUCAAUUAUCUACGGGCUCAGUUCUCCCCUCUGGCUGCGCUAGGCAGUGGCUCGCAGCUUCUCUGCUUCGCCCCAACCCAUUUCCUCAACCCCUCUUUUGGAAUUUGUAAACUGCCGGCUCUUGACCUAUGGCAACCUGCAGACUCAGUCCGUUUGGCCAGCGUGGAGGCUUCACGUUUAGAAUUCAAAGGUCCUAGGAGACACCUGCCCCAGAGCCCGGGAGAAGUCCUGCGGGCAGAAGGGCAGGAAGGGCCGCUGACAGCCUCGGGCGGAGGUCAAGCAGGAGGCAUGGGUUCAGAUCGAGAUCUUCAGUCUUCUGCUUCGUCUGUGAGCUUGCCUUCAGUCAAAAAGGCUCCCAAAAAAAGAAGAAUUUCAAUAGGCUCUCUGUUUCGGAGGAAAAAGGAUAACAAACGUAAAUCAAGGGAGCUGAAUGGCGGGGUGGAUGGAAUUGCAAGUAUUGAGAGUAUACAUUCUGAAAUGUGUACUGAUAAGAACUCCAUUUUCUCUACAAAUACCUCCUCUGACAAUGGGCUAACUUCCAUCAGCAAACAAGUUGGAGACUUUAUAGAGUGCCCCUUGUGCCUUUUGCGGCAUUCUAAAGACAGAUUUCCUGAAAUAAUGACUUGUCAUCAUAGAUCUUGUGUGGAUUGCUUACGACAAUAUCUGAGGAUAGAAAUUUCUGAAAGUAGAGUUAAUAUCAGUUGCCCAGAAUGUACUGAACGGUUUAAUCCCCACGAUAUCCGCUUGAUAUUAAGUGAUGAUGUCUUGAUGGAAAAAUAUGAAGAAUUUAUGCUUAGACGGUGGCUCGUUGCAGAUCCUGAUUGUAGGUGGUGUCCAGCUCCAGACUGUGGGUAUGCUGUGAUAGCAUUUGGAUGUGCUAGCUGUCCAAAAUUAACUUGUGGGCGAGAAGGCUGUGGAACAGAGUUUUGCUACCACUGUAAGCAGAUUUGGCACCCCAAUCAGACCUGUGAUGCUGCUCGACAGGAGAGAGCUCAGAGUUUACGUCUGAGAACUAUACGUUCUUCAUCCAUUAGUUAUAGUCAAGAGUCUGGAGCAGCAGCUGAUGAUAUAAAACCAUGUCCACGAUGUGCUGCUUAUAUAAUAAAGAUGAAUGAUGGGAGCUGUAAUCACAUGACAUGUGCUGUCUGUGGUUGUGAGUUUUGUUGGUUGUGUAUGAAAGAAAUCUCAGAUUUACAUUAUCUAAGUCCAUCAGGAUGUACUUUUUGGGGGAAGAAACCCUGGAGCCGAAAGAAGAAAAUACUGUGGCAGCUGGGCACACUUGUCGGCGCCCCCGUAGGAAUCGCCCUAAUAGCCGGCAUUGCCAUCCCUGCCAUGAUCAUCGGCAUCCCUGUGUAUGUGGGCCGCAAGAUUCACAAUCGAUAUGAAGGCAAGGAUGUUUCAAAGCACAAACGGAAUUUGGCCAUAGCAGGUGGUGUAACAUUGUCCGUAAUCGUGUCUCCCGUUGUAGCUGCAGUAACUGUAGGUAUUGGUGUUCCUAUUAUGUUAGCUUAUGUCUAUGGUGUUGUUCCAAUUUCUCUCUGUCGAAGCGGAGGUUGUGGAGUCUCAGCAGGCAAUGGAAAAGGAGUCAGGAUUGAGUUUGAUGAUGAAAAUGAUAUAAAUGUUGGUGGAACAAAUACAGCUGUAGAUACAACUUCAGUAGCAGAAGCAAGACACAACCCCAGCAUAGGGGAGGGAAGUGUUGGUGGUUUGACUGGCAGUUUGAGUGCAAGCGGGAGCCACAUGGAUCGAAUAGGGGCCAUCCGGGACAACCUGAGUGAGACGGCCAGCACCAUGGCGCUCGCUGGAGCCAGUAUCACAGGGAGCCUGUCGGGAAGUGCCAUGGUGAACUGUUUCAACAGGUUGGAAGUCCAAGCAGAUGUACAGAAAGAACGGUACAGUCUAAGUGGAGAGUCCGGCACAGUCAGCUUGGGGACAGUUAGUGAUAAUGCCAGCACCAAGGCAAUGGCAGGAUCCAUUCUGAAUUCCUACAUCCCACUGGACAAAGAAGGCAACAGUAUGGAGGUCCAAGUGGAUAUUGAAUCAAAGCCAUCCAAGUUCAGGCACAACAGUGGAGGCAGCAGUGUGGAGGAUGGCGGUGCCUCCCGGAGCCAGCCUGGGGGCUCGUCCGGUGGCUUGCCUGACGGCAAAUCCAGCGCCACCAAGUGGUCCAAAGAAGCAGCAGCAGGAAAGAAAUCAAAAAGUGGUAAAUUGAGGAAGAAGAGUAACAUGAAGAUAAACGAGACCCGAGAGGACAUGGAUGCACAGUUGUUAGAACAACAAAGCACGAACUCAAGUGAAUUUGAGGCUCCAUCCCUCAGUGACAGUAUGCCGUCCGUAGCAGAUUCCCACUCUAGUCACUUUUCUGAAUUUAGUUGUUCUGACCUAGAAAGCAUGAAAACUUCUUGUAGUCAUGGUUCCACUGAUUAUCAUGCCCGGUUUGCUACUGUUAAUAUUCUUCCUGAGGUAGAAAAUGACCGACUGGAAAAUUCCCCCCAUCAGUGUAGCAUUUCUGUGCUUACCCAAACUGCUUCAUGUUCAGAAGUUCCACAGUUGAAUCAUAUUGCAGAAGAACAUGGUAACAGUGGAAUAAAACCCAGUGUUGAUUUAUAUUUUGGCAGUGCGCUAAAAGAAACAAAUAACAACCACUCACAUCAGACAAUGGAAUUAAAAGUUGCAAUUCAGACUGAUAUAUAG